This is a messenger RNA of Colletotrichum destructivum, 1740 nucleotides long. Its product is annotated as Putative heterokaryon incompatibility. NCBI's taxonomy places the organism in Eukaryota, Fungi, Ascomycota, Sordariomycetes, Glomerellales, Glomerellaceae. The transcript has 3 exons. The coding region runs from base 1 to 1740 and encodes 579 amino acids. The record is from RefSeq and is a predicted model, not a curated record.
AUGGACACCAACAACCAGUACCGCUACUCGCCCCUGUCCGGCCCCCGCAUGACCCGCCUCAUCAGGCUUCACCAUAGCGAGACCAAGGACGCACCGCUCACCUGCGAGAUGGCGGAGAUCAACGUCGAUGAUCAUCCCGAAUACCACGCUCUAUCAUACACAUGGAACGAUGAGACGCCAAGCGUCCCAAUGACGGUCUCUGCGUCUAACGACGCGGGAUCCGGUUCCCAGACGCUGCUGCUGACCCCAAACUGCGCCGCCGCCCUGAGAGUCCUACGGAAGCGAGUCAAACGUGAUCACCGCGUCGCUCGGACAGGGCUCUGGGUUGACGCCGUCUGCAUUGACCAGUCAUCUCGCGACGAGAAGAGCAUCCAAGUCGCCAUGAUGGCCGAUGUCUACAGAAACGCCAAAGUCGUGGUGGUUUGGCUUGGGGAGGGACGGGCCCCCCCGAACCGGAGGAGCCUCCUCCCUCUCAAGCUGGCCGGGCCGUUACUUUCCCCUCCGGUCUAUUACCUUAGCUUGGUAUUGGUGGCAACCCUUGGCUUCGAUGUUAGUAACAAGCUGGGUCACAAAGGUGAGUUUCAUAUCUCGGCCACGGUGAUCGGCCUUUUCCACUUUCGCACGCCCUUUUUACCCCUUCCUAUUUGGCCCCCGUCCAUGUACAUUACCAGAAACAAACUUCUGAUCAAUAUCCACACCGCGCCUUACUGGCUUCGGGUAUGGACGCUGCAGGAGUUUGCCAAUCCUUCUUCCUCGAUACUAUGCCUCAACUCUGCGUUAUACCCAUUCAGCAACCUGGUGGCGAUUUUCGGGGGUAGCUCCGGCCAAAAUAUGCACUCGCCGACCCUGACCCUUCAUUACAGGUGUUUUAAGCCUAGUCGUUCUCCCCACGCGAUGUCUCUGCCCUGGAACGACAUCCUCCAAAAGAAGGCCACGGACCCAAGAGACAAGGUCUUUGCACUGAAAGAGCUCUAUCCCCAUAUCUUGAGAGGCCUGACUGUGGAUUACAACCGCACAGCUCAGGAUAUCUUCACGACCGCUACCAGACUGGCGACGCAAAACACUUCAAGCCUAGGGCCGUUGUAUUAUUCUGACUAUCUGGAUGGAGAGUGGAAAUACUUCUACACUUAUGGGCGCGCCAGCCGCGAGGCUGUCUGGGCUCCGUCGUUCUCCGAGGAUGGUUUGAGGAUGCGCCUCGUCGGAAGACAGAUCGGGAUCGUGGGCAGCCGCUUGAGCCAGCGAAUCGGCCGAUCCGUGCGCUCCGACGAAUUGGACGCCCGUUUCUGUUCCCUUCCCGACGUAAUCGACCAGAUUGCCGCCGUAACAGAUGCCGAGCCUGACCUCGCUGCUUCGCAGGCACGGCUUGUCAGUUUCGGGAGGCUGGUGAGCUGUACCUGGGACACGGAGAAGGAGGAAUUAGCCGGGUAUCUGAGGCAAAUGGGAGACGAGCACGACACGGCGACUUUGUUGGGCGACAUCCGCAAGAGGAUGUGGCGUCUUGCUUCCCGCCCGAACCACGGGCGGCUCUUUUUCACGACUGAUGGACGGGCCGGGCUCGGUUUCCACACGCUUCUUCCGGGGGACCUGGUGUGCGUCUUUGGCGGGCUCGAAUCGCCAUUCAUUGUUCGAGAAAAGGGGACAGGCCACGUCCUGGUCAGUCCGGCCAUGGUCGAGGGUGCCAUGAGCGGCGAGAUGUGGCCCGAGAACGACGACGAGCUCCGGACGUGGGAGAUUGUGUGA